UAUUUUAUGGAGACAAUGAACGCUAUCUAGUUAACUUGCCCGCUAGCAGAACAUUUGUUUAUAAAAGGUAAACAUUCUUGUGUUUUCUAAAAGAAAAACGGUUUGUAUGUCACCCUUAAAGUGCUUAGACAAGCGUAGUAAAGUCACAUGACUACUGUCGCUCAUUCAGAAUCCCGAAACGCCAAAGCUAACAUGCUAAUAAUUUCACACCCGGUCUUUGGAGUGACGCAAAUAAAAAAAAAUGUGAAAUCGUUGUUGAAACAAGCAAUAAGAUUAAAAUAGUAAUAAUUAUGCAAACAGGGUGUGCCACAUAGGCGUGUGCAUUCUGGUGUGUCAUCUCUAGUAGUUUUUUUUUCCUUCCUCCACUCCGCCCAAUGUCCAAAACCCAAACGCAGCGCUCCGCCUUCACCCGGCUUCAUUCCAGCAGAGGAAGGGGCGCGAGGAUACACGGAGGCUCCACCUCGUCACCCACUUCAAAAAGACAUUUCACUCCCCCCAAAAUUGCCACCAUCCUCUCAUAAUCCCGUGAAAAGAGCCCCACGGAGGAGAAGUUCAGAUCCUCCAUCACCCCUAUUCUUCGCGUCUUCUGCUGUCAUUGAGGGACGCCCUUCCACGGCUAAAACCAACCGUUUUCUUCGUUUUUGUGUGGGUUUUUUUGUUGUUCUGGGGAAAGGACCGUCAUCCACGCUGCACCAUGACCCGGAGAUCGUGUGCCAUUUACGCCACCGGCAUCGUGUGCGCCCACCUCCUCAUCGUGGGGAUCGCCCUGGUGGUGGCUCAAGUCUUCCAGACCACCAUACACAACCGCUUGAAAAAGGAAAUCACUCUGACCGAGAAGAGCCAGAUGUUUGAGUCGUGGAAGAAUCCUCCUCCGCCUGUUUACAUGGAGUACUACUUCUUCAAUGUGACCAACCCUGAAGUGUUCUUAGCGGGCGGCAAGGCAGCCGUCCAGCAGAUUGGACCCUACACCUACAGAGAGUACCGGCCGAGGGAAAACGUCACUUUCCUGGAGAACGGCACCAAGGUCUACGCUCUGAACCCCAAAACCUUUGUCUUCGUGCGAGAGAAGUCCAUCGGCGACCCCGAGGUGGACAUCCUCAGGACCAUCAACAUCCCAUUAGUGGUGGUGAUGAACGAGCUGAACUCCUACUCCUUCUUCCUUCGCACCAUCAUCUCCAUGUACAUCAAAAGUCUGGGAGUGGAGCUGUUUACCACGCGCACCGUGCACGAAUAUCUGUGGGGCUUCAAGGACCCCAUCCUCGCCAAGAUCCACUCCCUUCGGCCGGAGGUCGACGAGUACUUUGGGCUGAUGUGGAAGAAAAACGGAACCCAUGAAGGGGAGUUUGUGUUCCACACCGGCGAGCAGGACUACUUGGAAUACGGCAAGAUCGACACGUGGAACGGCCUCCGGGAGAUGACGUUUUGGUCCUCCAACCAGAGCAACAUGAUCAAUGGCACGGACGGUGCCGUCUUCCACCCCCUCAUAAACAGGAACGAGUUGCUGUACAUCUUCGCCGCCGAUCUCUGCAGGUCCAUCCAUUUGGCCUACGUGAAGGACGUGGAGGUGAAGGGCAUCCAAGCGUACCGCUUCGCGCCCCCCGAGGAUGUGCUCAUGAGCCCCGUGGACAACCCAGCUAACGAGGGCUUCUGCGUGCCAGCCGGAGACUGUCUCGGCACCGGCGUGCUGAAAGUCAGCGUUUGUCGACAAGGGGCUCCCAUCGUGGUGUCCUUCCCGCACUUCUACCAGGCCGAUCCCAAAUACAUCAACGCCAUCGAAGGCCUCAAUCCCAACAAGGAAGAACACGAGACCUACCUGGACCUGCAGCCGACCACUGGCGUUCCCAUUCGUGCCUGCAAGCGAGCUCAGCUCAACGUCAUUGUGAAGAGAGUGAUGGGCUUCCCUGAAACCAAGAUGAUCAAUGAGACCAUUUUCCCCAUCAUGUAUGUGAACGAGACGGCCACGGUGGACGACGACUCGGCGGCUCAGAUGAGAACGCUGCUCUUAAUCGUCACCCUGGUGUCCAACUUCCCCUUGCUCAUCGUGGGCUUGGGCAUCAUCCUGCUACUCGUGCUGGUCGUCCUCUUCUGCCGAAACCGCCAGAAGAAGAAUGAAGUUAAACGUAUUGAUUUUCAUGAGGCUUUUCAUUCUUUUGCUACGGCCAAAGACGAAACAGCCUACACGCAGGUCAGCGACAAAACCGACGAGUCACCGGACGCGCCGGCCAGCCAGCCCAUGAGGAACGGCUCAUACAUCGCCAUGUCUCCAGUGGAGGCCCAGAAGUGUUGAUACAGGAUGCUCACCAACAAGCCUGGAGCUCAGGACGGGGGGGCUUGAGGGAGCAGUGCACAGUGGGGGGGUGGGGGGUGUCCGCAGUGGGCUUCUUUUUCCACUAUUUCAAGGGGAUGGGGAUGUAAAUUGAUCAACAACAAAAGAUGGUGCUCUUCUCCCUGAGCCCUCUUAGGAUUGUCUAUUGCACCCCCGCCACCGCUUUUCCUCUCUUGGUUGACUCCAAAUAUGAAGGACUCGACCAGGACAAGCCUCCCCCCCACCCCCUCCUCUAAAAGGUAGCAUAGGUGUCCCCAUUCCACACGGAUGCAUUAUUUUGUCGAGAAGAAACAACCUGGCAUAUCUUUUCUAACGUGAUUGAGCCAAACUUAUUUAAGGUUGGUUUGCCUUUUCAAACCCCCCCUCCCCUGCACACACACACACACACACAUUAGCUGGUUGUGAAAGUGUGUGUGUGUUCCUUCAGAUCCUUCCCCCCCAACACUGGACACAUUUCAGAGUCUUUGGCUUAGCUAGCUGUGAAAUCCAUUUUGUUAUUGUUGUGGUUUCCACCUGUAGCUCCAUGCACCUUUUUACACAGGACAAAAAAACACCCAAGAGAACUUAGAAGGGGAGACCUGCUUUCUGCCUUACCAUGAUGAUGAUGGUUGUGGUGGUGGUGGUGAUGCCUCUCUUAACACUAACGUCGCUUGUCGCACGUCAACACUGUUACUUAAGCACAAUAUCGGACAAAAAGUGGUCCUCAGUCCAAGCUACCAGGUCUUCUUCUUUUUCUACCUUGGGUGAGUCAAAGAUGCUGCCAAGUGCCGUGAGCAUCCCAAAAACAAGACAACCCGGCGUUACUGUGCACGCGUUGGGGUUUUUUGAUGGGGUUUUUUGCGCAAAUGCAGCACUUGAAUCACUUUUUGUCUUACGUCAUCACUUUCGUAAUCGGCAGGAAAAAAAGAAAAAAAAUCCCCCUCCCCAUACUUUUUGCCUGGAAAAUGUGCCGUGUAUUUGUUGUCCUUAUUUCAACUUGUGGUCCACGCGUUUGAAAACAUUUCACCCCCUCAGUGUCUUCUUUUUGAUAUUUUUGUGUGUUUGUUGUUGCUGCUAUUGUGGCCAUUGCCUGUGGAUGGGUCGUCUGUUGGAAUGACCUAACGUUGCCAUUUGAUGGAAACUACACCACCUUUUUUUCUUUUGGUGUCGCUGGGAUUUUCCUCAAUGGGCUGGAUGAGCUGAAAGAAAAGAAAAAAAGAAUAGUGCCACAAGUCAGUUUUGGGUCAACAACCGACACCGUGGUGAUCAGAUGAGUUCACUAAGGGCCUUUUUUGCACACAUUCACUGUUCCAAGUCUUGAACCCCAAGCCACGUUUCCACCAGUAGCGGUUCUGUUCAGGUUCAAUAACAUUUGCUUCGUACCACAGAUGUGCCAUCCUUAAAUUGUCGCUGAUAAUGUCAAGCUUCACCUGGCAACGCAAGCACGGUACGGGUGGAAUUGGUCACAUUAUCUGUAAACGCAUGACACAAAUAGCACAGAUUCCUCUCUACAUUGUAAUCCACAAUAUUUUUAAUGGCUCUUUUUUGCUUCUGUGAUACAGUUGUUACGUAGGAGGGACAAUUCUGUCGACCAAUUAAUAGACAACAGAUUGUUUAGCUCCACCCCAACGGUGAGCACUCGUUCUCUGACUAGCCGUCCCGCCACAGUUGGUGUCAGAAGUGGGAUGGCUAGAAACAUCAAAAAACUGAACCAAACAUCGACUUUGUACUGUAUUUCCACCAAGCAGUUGGUGGCGUCGGAUUGGUUCAUUCUGAUCAAAUCGUGUGUAAACAAGUGACACAAAUGCUGCUAAUUUGUCUUAUGACAUUUCCUGAUAUGUUAAAAAAAUCACUUUUUAUCCAGAAAAGUAGGCAAAAAAAACGACUCACCCCAACAGAUUUGUUUAAUAUAGCGCCCGAAAAUGCGUACUCAACUCAACAGAACCGAAGCACCAGGUGGAAACGAGGGUUUUAUGUCUCGUUUCCACCAAGCAGUCCCGUCCAGUUGGCCGUGGUUCAUGUCAGAUCGUUGAUUCUGUACGAAAAGUCAUCUCACCGCAAACCAAAAUAUCGUUAAAUGGCCAUUUUCCAUUCCUAAUGUGUCCGUCGUAACACAGCAAUGACAGUUUCUGUGGCAAAAUGAAAGACGUUAGGGUUUGACAAAUGAUGUGGAGCGAAUCGUACCAUAGCUUCAGGCACCCGAACCCUUGCGGUUACCAAACUGAACCCAACCUUCUUGGUGGAAACGUGUUUUUGUUGUUUUUAACGAGCGCCUGUUCACACCUGAGCCAUCACUCUCCCUUUUGUGGAGCCUGAUCCCGCGUUUGCCCAUUGGCUCGUGACCAAAGAUGACCCUAGCUCCCUCUGCACUUCCGUGCCACAAACCGGACCCGCCUAGCCAUUCCUUAAAAAAAACGUGCCACCGUGAAAAGUAUUUUGCUGCAUGGACGCUUGCGUGUGUGCGUGCGUGUGUGUGUGUGUGCGUGGUAUGUGCCUUCUUGACAUCAAGGCUGAAAGAACACUGGCUAGUUUUAGCCUGUCGUAUUUGCAAACACAGGAAAAAUCUCAGUAUUAUGUAAGAUUAAAAGCAAUACAGACUUGUGAAUUUAAAAAAAAUGUUUUGUAAGGGGCCACACAAUAUUUAUGUUAUUUUUGUUCCUUGCCCUACCUGGGAUUGUGAUUUUUUUUUUUAAGUGUUUAGUGAUAUUUUGCUUGGCUCCAAGCACAUUUCAGUUUGGUUGUUUUUUGUUUUUUUUUUAAAGAAAACACACACAAAAGACAGAAUCUGACGCCGCUGACAGUCGGACCUUGUCCCCGUGUUCGUGGAUGGUUGGACAUUUGUCUAGUGAGGAUGCUAACUGGUAUUUGUGGACCACUUUGGUCCAGCUGGAGGGUUUUUGAUAGCAAGGCUGACUUAUCUUGAUGUAACGCUAGCAAGAUGGAUGAAGCUCCUACUCCUUCAGGGACCAGCAGUUGUGCCAUAAUGUUCCCUCUGUUUAAAAAACAAACAUGUAUAUUAGAGUUCUUUUUGGGGGGGGUGGGGGGGUCCUUUCACUUUUCAUUUCAAGCAGCGGCGUCUGGCCAAAGCGCCCCCUGUGAGGUCACUAACAGAUUUCCGAUGUCGCUGGUUUUGUUUUGCUGCUGAGAAUGACAAUCUCCCCUUGUCAUGUUAGGUGCAAAAUGAUUUCAAAGUAAUACUCCUGUUUAGUUUUGAUAAUUUACACGGCACACCCGUUUCUACAGUGCUUUUGUAAACAUUUCUAGUGUAUUUGCAAGAAAAUAAACAUUGCCAAGUGCAAACCACUCUGCUCUU
Doryrhamphus excisus (bluestripe pipefish) is the source of this 5618-nucleotide messenger RNA. The record is from RefSeq and is a predicted model, not a curated record. Lineage: Eukaryota; Metazoa; Chordata; Actinopteri; Syngnathiformes; Syngnathidae.